This is a messenger RNA of Brienomyrus brachyistius, 2747 nucleotides long. Its product is annotated as sortilin. Gene Ontology annotation, cellular component: membrane; Golgi apparatus. The coding region runs from base 76 to 2481 and encodes 801 amino acids. Gene Ontology annotation, biological process: vesicle organization; Golgi to endosome transport; endocytosis. The transcript has 21 exons. The record is from RefSeq and is a predicted model, not a curated record. NCBI's taxonomy places the organism in Eukaryota, Metazoa, Chordata, Actinopteri, Osteoglossiformes, Mormyridae. Gene Ontology annotation, molecular function: protein binding.
GAGCCACUCAGUUAAGACGCCUCACUCUCUCUCUCUCUCUGAAAACCAGACUCACCUCCACAUCCCUCCAUCAGGAUGACGCCGAGCUUACUGCUCCUGUUUGGGUUGAUGCUCAUUUGUGCCGCAGGCGGCCUUGGAGGGUCGCGCCAAGCGCUCGGGAGAUCGGCGACUUUCAGCAGGAACCAGCAAGAGCCGAGCCGGAGCCGGAGCCGGAGCCGGCCGAGAAGGGAUGCCGGAUUAAAGAGCGCAAGGGCCAGUGCGUGUCAGCUAACACUUGCUGAAAAUGACAGAAGGACGCUGGACCAGAAUACCCAUGAGACUGCUUUCCACGGCGAUGACGGCUCCACUUUCACGCUGUCCUGGGUGGGAGAUGGCACGGGGGUCAUCUUGGUGCUGUCCACCUUUGGCCUAGUCUACGAGGGAGGUUCCUCAAGGCUGUACAGGAGUGUGGAUUAUGGGAAGACCUUCCAUAACAUCUCUAAUGUCAUAAACAACACGUUCAUUCAGAAGGACUUUGGCAUCGGCACAGGACCUGUGACCUCCAACCAGGUGAUCCUCACGGCGGACGUCCCUGUCACUGAUGUGCCUGGAGGCAUCGCCUUCACUUCCAUGGACGCGGGCGAGUCCUUCAAACAGAUACAGCUCCCCUUCCACCCCAGCCAGUCCUUCACCUUCCACCUUCGAGACCCCAGCUGCCUUCUUGUCGUCGGUAAUGAUGCUGCCCUCUGGCUGUCUGUGGACUUUGCUGAACACUGGACUAAAAUCCAUGAAGGUGUUCAUUCAUUCAUGUGGGGUCCUGGCAUCACUCUCUUCCUUAGUGCCAGCCUUGAGGGAGGAGUGGACGCAGGCAGACGGGGAGAGCUGCUUCUGAAAAGGACGACAGACCUGGGCAAGACAUUCACCACCAUCCAUGAAAGCAUCUUCUCCUUUGGCUAUAUAGGGGGCUUCUUAUUCACCUCUGUCAUGGAGAAACUGGGGGAGCCACGUGUCAUCUAUGUGUCCUCCAAUCGGGGGGAGACCUUCAAAAAAGCUGAACUUCCUUCGGCUACCAAGGAGCAGUUCUACUCUGUUCUUGAUGGGGAUGAGGACAUGAUCUUCAUGCAUGUCGAUGACCUUGGAGACACAAACUUCGGGACUGUCUACACCUCUGACAACCAGGGUGUUAUCUACUCCAAGUCACUAGAGCGGCACCUAUUUGGAGGGGAGGGGAAGAGUGAUUUCACGAACGUCACGUCCUUGCGUGGUGUCUACCUCACCAACGUCUUGGAGAAGGACGGACGCAUACGGACCGUGAUCUCCUUCAACAAGGGUGGAGAAUGGAGGCUGCUGGCCAAGCCAGACAACGCAGACUGCGGACAGGGUGUAAAGAAUUGUAACCUGCACAUCCACGUCGAGUACAGCCACAGCAAGGGCCUGGCCCCCAUGCUGCCGCUCUCUGAAGCUACCGCCCUCGGCAUCAUCAUCGCUCACGGCAGCCUGGGAGAUUCCAUAAGCUCAUCGCAGGCGGACGUGUUUGUGUCGAGCGAUGGGGGCUACUCAUGGACGCAGGCGCUGAAAGGUCCCCAUCACUACGCCAUACUGGACUCUGGGGGGCUACUGGUGGCGGUACCCGCAAAUAAGGACCAUCUCGUCAGCACAGUCAAGUUCUCCACAGACGAGGGUCAGUGCUGGCAGUCCUACACCUUCGCAAAGCAGCCCAUUUACCUGGCCGGCCUGACAUCAGAACCCGGCACCAAGACCUUGAACAUCAGCAUCUGGGGAUACCGGACUGAGGAGGACUUCAAGACGACAUGGGUCGCCAUCACCAUAGACUUUGAGCAUCUGCUCACCAGAGAGUGUGGAGAUGGUGAUUAUGAGAGAUGGCUGGCUCACUCCAGCAUCCAGCAGGACUCGGACACUCGAGGCUGCAUCCUUGGGUUUCGUGAGACCUUCCGGAGGCUGAAGAAGAUGGCGAUGUGCAGGAACGGCCGGGACUACGUGGUUAGCCGGGAGCAGACCCCGUGCAACUGCACCGAGGAGGAUUACCUGUGCGACUAUGGCUACUUUCGUCAUGAGAACACCUCCGAGUGUGUGGAAGAGCCCGACUUCAGGAACCAGUCUGUGAGCGUGUGUCAGACCGGAGAUGAGCGGGAGAUUCAGAGCUCUGGGUAUCGGAAGGUCCCUGGUGACAGAUGUGAAGGUGGUUUUUAUCCUCCACCUCGACCGAACUCAGCCAGCAGGCAGUGUGGAGCAGCACCCUCAUCAGGAUACGAGAUCAUAGUGCUGACGAUGAUGUGUGUCGGUAUUGCUGUCAUCGUGCUGACCACCUCCCUCUUCUUUGUCAUGAAGAAGUUGUUUUGUGUAGAGAGGACGCCAGCAUACCGCUUCUCUGCCCUGCAGCUGCAGGAUGACGAUGCAUGUGUGGUAAUAAACCCACAGAACGCCUCCACUGGCAAUGGAGGUGUCUAUCCCAGUGACUCAGACGAGGACCUCAUUGAAUAAACGAGGGCCGACUGGAACCAUCACAAAACUCACAAAUCACAAAAUUGUUCGUAAAAGCCAUGCACGGCAGACGUGCCAGCUCAGUGUUGUUGUCAGUUCAGGUAAAUCCAGGUAUAACGUUUGCCAUAGGUGUCUCCCAUGUAUCCAUACUGUUCUCAUUCAAGAUCCUGCUUGUCCUCCAAUCACUUCUGGUUUUUCCGGUUUAGCUAAUCUGUAAGAAAUUAGGGAACUCCAGCAAAUGCCACUGAACGCCUAUGAAAUCCCAG